AUGACCAAUGAGGGCACGAGAUGGAAGGCUGACAGGCAGCUCUCACUAUGUGAAGCCACUGUUGGAACGCGCAGCAGUCCUCUUUCCUAUUGGCUGUCCGCAGCGUCGCUCAGAGGAAUGACGAUUUUGCUGCUAUAACCAGCUGAUACGGAGACUAUGAACACGGAGCCUCUGAGGAACUGUUGACGGUACAUGGAUACCCUGUCAUCGGCGAUAUGGCUGCAGAUUUGUUCUCGUACCCAUCCGGAGAUUGAGUGAGUAGGAUAUUUGAUCGUGUCACGACGCACAGGCCCGGGCUUUUUCACCCCCCUCACCCCCUGUCGCUCCACAUGAUGUUUCUUCGUCUUCCCACAUCAUCAUCUCCAUGGGCAUGAUGCUGUGUGCUCCACAGAUUGAGCUUUCUCACAUCAAAUCUGCAGGUACGACCGUGUGGAGGUUUGGAUAUAAAUGCGAGAAGGACAACAAGGAAUAAAGGGAGACAACUGAAACGACUUGAAUCAGAUCCAUAAAUAAAAGAACCCUGACAUUCAAAAGCCAGAUAUAGACUGAGGAAGAGAGCCAUAGAAUAAUUUGUGAAGAUGGGGUGUGGUCAGACGUCGUUUCUCAUGGACUCUACAGUUCACCCCUUCAGCCGCCGGUCAAAGCAGGAUUCUCCGCGCUAAAACCCAGAGCAGCUUAUUUCACCUGCUAGAGGAGCCCCCACCCUCGGUGAUGUGAUGAAUAAGUUUGAAGUCCUUGGCAUUGUGGGAGAAGGAGCAUAUGGAGUGGUGCUCAAGUGCAGGCAUAAGGAAACCAAUGAGCUGGUGGCCAUUAAGAAAUUCAAAGACAGCGAAGAAAAUGAGGAGGUCAAGGAGACGACGCUUCGGGAGCUGAAGAUGCUCCGCACCCUGAAGCAGGACAACAUCGUGGAGCUGAAGGAGGCUUUUCGCAGGAGGGGGAAACUCUACCUGGUCUUUGAAUAUGUGGAGAGGAACAUGCUGGAGCUUUUAGAGGAGCUGCCCAACGGUGCACCGCCUGAUAAAGUCCGCAGCUACAUCUACCAGCUCAUCAAAGCCAUCAACUGGUGUCACACCAAUGAUAUAGUCCACAGAGAUAUCAAGCCGGAGAACCUCCUCAUUAGCUCCGAGGAUGUUCUCAAACUCUGUGACUUUGGUUUCGCUCGUAACCUGUCUGAAGGAACAGAUGCCAAUUACACUGAGUAUGUGGCUACAAGGUGGUACCGCUCUCCUGAGCUGCUGCUUGGGGCUCCCUAUGGGAAGGCGGUGGACAUGUGGUCGGUGGGGUGUAUCCUCGGGGAGCUGAGUGACGGACAGCCUCUGUUUCCAGGGGAAAGUGAGAUGGAUCAGCUCUUCACCAUUCAGAAGGUUUUGGGGUCGCUUCCUGCAGAGCAGAUGAAACUCUUCUACAACAACCCUCGCUUUCAUGGAAUCAGAUUUCCCUCAGUUACUCAUCCUCAGACUUUGGAAAGAAGGUACCAAGGCAUCUUGAGUGGUUUGAUGUUGGAUCUGAUGAAGAGCCUGUUGCUGUUGAAUCCUACUGAGCGUUUCCUGACGGAGCAGAGUCUGAACCAUCCAGCCUUCCAGCCUCUGAGGCAGGCGGAGAGAGAGAGGCCUCCUCCUGCCUCGCCCAACCCACCGCGCUCCUCCAAGAGGAAAACACACCAUCACGGAGAGAACACAGUUCCCACAAGGAGUCACACUAAGAGCACGAGCCGUCGCUCCAACGCUAAAGAAUGUUCCAGCCUCCCUCGCCAUGGGGACCUCCAUCACCUCGGCAACAAGAGUUUCCUCAACGGGAACAAACCUGCCCCGUCCAGUUUGAGCCCAACGCUGCACCCCAAGGCCCAGUACAUGUCCCAGACCCUCAAUCGCUCUGCCUCCUCCAACAAAGACCUGGCUAACAACAACCUGCCCCCGCUGCUCAGUCCCAAAGAAGCCAAAGGCAAGACUGAGUUUGAUUUCAAUUUGGGACCCUCCACAAAGCUGCUUGACCACGGGGCCAAGUAUGGCCACAGCAAACCCAGCUCCUCUCGCUCUCAGCAGCAGCAGCAGCAGCAGCAGCAGCAGCAGCAGCAGCAGGUCGGUCGCCAUACCUUCCUGGAAGGGAAGAACAACACACUGCAGUCUGGAUCAGAGAAGCAACAUGGCCGACAUGCCGCCCACAGCAUGGCAGAAUCCUCCCACGGCUCCAUGUCCUCCUCUUCGAAGAGUUCAGCAUCCUAUCUCAGCCUGUCCAAGAGCCACAGCGCACUGAGUGAUGCCAAAUCUGUCGGGAACCUCAGCGACGGGCGACUCCACCCAGAUGACCCAAACUCCAACACAACAGCAGGGGUAGGACCUGGGGCCCGCUUCUUCCCCGCCAGCUGUUUAGACCUCAACGCCCCUCCAGGUCCCCAGGCCCCCCCCGGCAGCCCCUCUGCUCGGCACAGUGAUCGGUCUGGGCACAGCCCCGCCUCUCGUAGCAGCGGCAACGUCCGCAUGGAGAGCAGCACACUGGACUCCUCAUCCAGACACAAAUCCAGACAUAAACCUUUAGCACCAGAGGAGGCCGGUGCUCCGGAGCUCUUGGACCCCGGAGGAGCAGGGAUGCCCUCCACUCACACCCUGCCUUCCCCACACGAGUCCUAUCACUACGGCCUGGGCUACACCUCGCCCUUCUCCUCCCAGCAGCGGCCUCAGCGCCACUCCAUGUACGUGAGGAGGGAGCGCCACCGACCACACCCUAUGGAGGGGGGGUUGGCGGUCUUGCCUACACCCGGGCAGGCGAUACCAACACGUGCCAGCAGCCUGCAGCUCCUCUCCCCCCAGCUGCAGCACCGCACCACCCUCACCGGACACUCAGUGAGCUCCUCCAGAGAGGACUGCACCGAGGACUUGACCAGGAGUGAGCAGUCACCUAAAGACAUGAGCCACCCUUGUGCCCCCAUCAAAGACUCUACGAGGGACAACACUGCUGCUUAUCAUACACAGCGCUCUAAAAACGAGGUCGGCAUGUAUCACGACCCUCAUGUUGAGGAUGUGGGAUCCUCCAAGGAGAACCGGAUGAUCUUCACUGAGUCCAUGCCUCGGAGAGUAGGCAGCUUCUACCGAGUCCCCUCCCCGAGACCAGACAACUCCUCCUCUUUCCACGACGCUCUCGGUCAGGGUCGAGGGCCGGUUGUUUCCAAUUUGCCCGGAGACCCUGUCGUCAUGGUCAACCACUCCAAACGCCAGACGGCUUUUGACUGGACCGCAGCAGAAGCAAUGGUCAUGAAUCCUCCAGAGCCCGCCAAAGAGAAGGAGAAACAAGGCUUCUUCAGAGCCAUGAAGAAGAAAAAGAAGAAGACUCAAAUAACGGACACGGAGGACGGGAGGAACCCCAGCAUCAAGAAAAGCCUUUUCCCCCUCUUUAGCUCUAAGAAUAGCUUAAAGCACAACUCAGCUGUCAAAGUCCUCCCUGUAGUGGCCUCGCCCAUGGUACAGCACCAGCCUACCGUGCCCUACCCUGCCUCACCAGUUCCUGGAAACGGACAAGAACACCUGUCGCUGCAGAGGACCUCCAAAUCCUCCUCUCACCACGGCAGCCGACGGAAAAACCGCGAGAGAUCCCGAGACAGAGACCGGGAGCAGGAACAGAGCCGGGACAGGGACAGAGAGAGAGAGAGAGAACGGGAGAGAGAACGAGAGAGAGAAAGGGAGAGAGAGAGGGAAAGAGGGAGGGAGCGAGAGAGAGUUAAUGACUGGCAAACAGACAAACCAGUGGACUCACACUCUCAGAGUCAACCACUCAAGUCCCUCCGCAGGCUCCUUCACCUCUCCCCUUCCUCCUCAAAUCAAGGACAGCCUCCUCCUCCUCCUCCUCCAGACCUGCGCUUCCAAGCCCCCCCCCCCAACCCCCCUCAGCCCUCCUCCAAGGCGGGUUACCCUGAGGGCCGAGGGCACGCCGAGAGCAGGGGGCACCCCGGGGUGAGCAGCUCUGCCCAGCCUAAGAGCCGCAAGCCCAGCUACCCCCUCCCCGGACAGAUCGAGUCCAGCUGGCACGUGUCUGCUCUGCAGAGGGCGGAGGGCGCUCAGUUCACCCCCGAACAACUGGGAAUCAAACCGGGGCAGAACGGACCCACCUUUACCCGAGCGUCCCGUGUCAGGAUGCCAAACCUCAAUGACCUGAAGGAGACCGCGCUGUAAACCCCCCGCCCACAAAACUACACCACCUCCUAAACGUCUCCACCCUGGAAGCAUCUGCCAGAUGCAGACAUCAUGGUACCGUAGUACAAGUUUACAUGAAAGCCUAUUUCAUUGGAUCUAGUCUUCAUUCAGAAACAUAGUCAUCUGUUUUCUGGAAAAUACAACGACCAGACACUGAAACACGAACACCAGUAACACUGUCGUUUAGGGAAGCAAAGAGAGGACAUGGCCCACUCUGUCUGGGGAUGCCAGUACUGUAUCGCUGUGUGUGACUGUGUGUGUAACAAAGAGAGGACAGAUGAUCUUUAGUGGCCUCUUUGCUGCCAUCUUCUGCUCACAGGACUCUACAGCAAAGCGACUUCUGUCAGGCCGGUGGCCAAGACACUCAAAUGUUUUCAAGCUCUGUUAUUUGAUAAGAACAAAAAAAAAGUUUAUAUCAACAUUAUUUAUUAAAUAUGUAUUUGUUUUAAAUUCAAGGAUAUAAGCUAUAAAUGACACAGUAUGUAGGUUAUAUGGGAAUAUUAUAAGGUAAUAUAGAAUUAAAUGUGUAAUUGCAAGAGCUUUAGUUUCAACACAAAGAAAAGCAUAGAUAUGUAUGUGUUAAUAAUACAAUAUGUCAAAAAUUAUAUUUAAUAAUGGUGAAUGUCCUUUUUUGUUCAAUUUGAUAGGUUAUUUACCGAUUUUCACGCUUUAUCAUCUUAUUUUUACCAGUUUUUCUAUUUGUUUCAUCCACAUGUAUAGAAAUAUUGAUGAAUAUUGUUGCCCAAAGUAAAAAAAUAUAUAUUUCACUUCACAUCUAGACUAAUUCUGCGCUUCACCAUCAUGACUUACAGUACGUUUUGGAGUUUUGUGACAAGUUGGGCUAUUUGUCAACAGGGUUAGGUAGCAGAACAUCAAGAGUGAGACUGUUAGGCUCUGUGCUUUACAUAAGAAAAUGUCUGAUCAUGAUAUGUCCCAUUCUUGGUGUCACCAUUUUUUUAAAUGAGCCCCAUUCUCAGUUCAUUUAUCAGUGACAAGAGCUUUCCAGCGCCGUGCUGCCACCUGCUGUGCUGUUGGUUUGGUCUACAGCCCUAACAGCCAGUAAAAAAACAUCAAGACUUUGGCGGCCUUUGGUGGUGAAAAGUAAGCCUUAUGAAAUGAGGCAGGACUAACUCAAGAACAACGUGUAACUGUGCAAAAUAGGGGGAGAGCAUUCUGCAAAAGGCAUACAUCACCUACAACCUUUAAGUAAGGAAGGUUAAGUCUGCUGGUAUUUUAUAUUUCUUGUUUGUUGACAAAUCCCAUGAAAACUAAAAAAACAAUAAUAUAUUUAAUAUAUUAACAAAUCUUAAGCCGUUUUCAUAAAACUAAUAGGAAUACAUAAUUGAGCAAUUACCAUAAACAUGGGCACUGUAGUUUGAUUUGAAUCAAUCCCUCAUGCUGUCCUGCUGCUGUAUUUGCUCACCAUAGAACCAACUGUGUAUUAAUCCGCUGCUGAAAAUAGUUCCAACAAACUCACUGUUGACCUGGAUUUCUUUACAGUUUACUCAUAACCGAGCAGCCCAGCUGUUUAUGGAAAUUCUUUAGACGUUUUGGUUUUGAAGAUCUGAUGAUCAAGUCCAGAAAAAAGUUUCAACAACAUUGUGUGGAAUUACUCAUAUUAUAUUACUCGCAGCCUGUAAUGUGAACACUUUAUUUCGUAAUUAUUUUCUCACAACUUUUGAUAUUACAGAUAAUAAUAAUAAUAAUAAUAAUAAUAUAGUUACCGCAAUGAUCACUUUCCAGUGAUUUAAAAUAAGACUGUUUCAGAGUGUUAUAACCUUUGUGCAUUGUUUUGGUAUCUAAUAAGCCUUAACACGCAAACAUUUCUUACUCCAACUGGCUCCCGUAUUGUAUUUCAAUACCCACCGGUACCUGAAGUAAUAUGCCCCCAGCUGUGGGUUUAUUCUUUUCAUGGGAUUUGUCAAAAUUAACAAAGAUAUUAAAUAACACAAGACUUAUCUUUUAAUGUUUACAUUUUUCAUGUGCAUUUUAAAAGCUUGUGUUUUCAAAGUUUUUGUAAAUGCCUUUUGUAAAUCUGAAUUUGGUUUUGCUACUGUAUUUGCAUUACAACUUUUAUUUUUUAAUAUUGAUAGUCAUAAUCAGGGAUGAUUUUACUUAACUAGGUUAUUCAUAAAAAGCAUUUACUUGUUGUCUACUGACCUGUGGAUGAUUACAAACAAAUAAAAUAGAACAAAACACUGUUAGUGGCCUAGGAAAAAUAUACAGCAUCAUUUUCCUUCCAGUCUCAUCUCAACCCUUCGUUCCUUCUUCUUCCUCUGUGGUUUUAAAGUUUAGUGGAGAAGCUUUUAUAUCACAGGAGACAACAAAGAAGAAUGAAUGCAUUUGUGCAAAAACUCUAGACAUCUGUGGACUUUAGAGAAAAUGUUUGAGAAAUUCAUGUUUUUUGUUUCUCAUCUGUUGAGAGGAUGAAUAUAUACAAGCAAAAAAGGAAUGAACAAAUUGACUAUAUGGCAAUAACAUUCAGAAAGAGACUGAUGCAGAUUGUUCUGGCAAAGUUAAAAGGAGCCAAAUAGCACAGAAGAAUUUUCAUAAGGAAACUGUGAUGAAAGCAAGAAGAGUGUCCACAUAUAAUAUCAAGACAUCGCUCUGCAAUACAUUUUUUAUUUACAAUUUCACCUUGAACAUGACCCAGGGCUAUAACACUGCCCAGUAUUGUUUAUUAUUGAGAAUCCUGGUUGCUACUGAUUGUAAAUGACUGCUGCAGUUGGUUUGUCUCUACUAUUAAUGGGACAUUGUGAUGACAAAGCUUGCCUUGCCAGUGACCCGAAGCCUUAUAUUAGCUUUCUGACUCAACACUUCAGAUGGAAACGAAGACAUGAACCCCAUGCAAGCCACAUACACUGACCACUGAGAUGAGAAGAAGACCUUUUGUUCAUGAAUAUGAAUGUGUUUCCUGAAACAUUCAUUCUUUUUUCAUUUAGCUGUUUCCCACUUCUUACAGGGUGUAAAUAGAAAUAAUAGAGAGUAUCUAUACUGACCAUUCUACUUUAAAUGAUAGGGUCUCAUAAUAAAAGCCAACUGUACAUUUUUGAA
Messenger RNA from Trematomus bernacchii (emerald rockcod), 7238 nucleotides. RefSeq names its product cyclin-dependent kinase-like 5 (gene cdkl5). The transcript has 23 exons. The record is from RefSeq and is a predicted model, not a curated record. Gene Ontology annotation, biological process: positive regulation of axon extension; regulation of dendrite development; protein phosphorylation. The coding region runs from base 717 to 4163 and encodes 1148 amino acids. Gene Ontology annotation, cellular component: dendrite cytoplasm; nucleus. NCBI's taxonomy places the organism in Eukaryota, Metazoa, Chordata, Actinopteri, Perciformes, Nototheniidae. Gene Ontology annotation, molecular function: protein kinase activity; ATP binding.